This is a messenger RNA of Tympanuchus pallidicinctus (lesser prairie-chicken), 7406 nucleotides long. It is a transcript of the gene WIZ, whose product is annotated as WIZ zinc finger. Bases 1240 to 6537 code for a protein of 1765 amino acids. The transcript has 12 exons. Gene Ontology annotation, biological process: regulation of transcription by RNA polymerase II. The record is from RefSeq and is a predicted model, not a curated record. Gene Ontology annotation, cellular component: nucleus. NCBI's taxonomy places the organism in Eukaryota, Metazoa, Chordata, Aves, Galliformes, Phasianidae. Gene Ontology annotation, molecular function: DNA-binding transcription factor activity, RNA polymerase II-specific; RNA polymerase II cis-regulatory region sequence-specific DNA binding.
CUCCGCUGUCUCGCCAAGAGCCCGACAUCGCCCUGGAAGCCUGCGACGUGGCCGCUUGAUUUCCAGCUCUGCAUCUGCAGCACAAACGGAACACGUAAAUGUGACUCGCAGCCCCGUCCCCAGCUCCGUCAGCAGCCGGCCAAGCUCGAGUCAGAUGAGACGCGAUGUGCUGCCAGCACGCCGGGCUUUGAAGAGCUCCUGUCCUCAAGGUCACCUGCCUGGGGGCUUAGGAGUGUCCUUAAAUACAGCCCUGAGCUGCCAUCGUGCAGAAAGAGAAAGAAACGCAUCCCGUUUCCGUCUGCGGCCGGCCGGGAUCUUUCACCAGUGCCAGAGGAGGAAAGCUGACCCCAAACACAUCCUUCUUCAGGAGGAAAUGUGAAAUUCACGGCUCUGCCCAAGUCUUCUCGCCAGCUCAUCUGUAUUCAGGAGCAUGAGCAGAAUCUCCUGCUUGCUUCUGGCAAAGCCACAGCAAAGGGACGUUGAACACGAUUGUCUUGUCCUGCCCUGGGGAGCGUUUGGAUGUGCAUGCGUGACACAGUGGGAUGAUUCCUGAUGGAGAGAAGCGAUGCCACGCUCUUGGGAUGGAGCAGAAUUUGCUCUGAGGCAGGAUUUGGAGCAGGAAUACCAUGAGGGAUAUUGAGGAUUGAUGCUGUGCUCUUGCGAUGGAGAGCAGUCCACCCAGCUUGGAGAUUUGGGGUAGAAAGGCCAUCAAGGAGCUUAAGGAGCAAUACCAUUCUCUUGGGAUGGAGGAGUGCUGUGCCCUGCUUCGAGUUUUGGAGCAGAAAUACCAUUGAGGAUCUUGAGGAGCAAUGCUGUGUCCUUUUGGUGGAGAACAGUCUACCCUAGUUGGGGAUUUGGGGCAGAAACACCCCAGUUGAAGAGUUUGAGCAGCGAUGCCAUCCUCUGGGGAUGGAGGAGUGAUCUGCCCUACUUGGAGAGCUGGAGCAGCAAUGUCAUCAGAAAGUCUUGGUUUGGGUUUGCAGGACACCAGGCUGCUCCUUCGGGUGCCCUCAGUGGAAGGGGGGUGUUGUGGUGCAAUUCUCCUCUUGCAAAAGGGAAAGGCUCUGCAUUCGUGUAGGAACUGCAGCUCCUAUUAAUGAUGAGCCUGAUCCUGCCCUCUCCGGUGCUGUCCCAGCCCCAGCUCACAGGACCGAACUCGGCUCCAAGACCGAGGAGCAUUUAGAGUUCCAGAAGGCUUUGUACAGAGCAGACGCCAGGAGCUCCCUGGAGCUGCGUGCCAUGACGGUGUCCGGCAGCGUGCCCUGGGAUACCUCCGCCCUGGAGACGCGAGGAGGCGAUGGCAGAGAAGAAAGCACUUUAGAGAGACUCUCUAGCUUGAAGGACUCAAAGGAUGUGUCGACAUUCCCUGGGGAUCCCCAGGUUGUAAAUACGGUGCGGGUGGAUCCUGAGGACCUGGAGAGUGACGCCGAGGAGCUGGGUGCUGGCAUGGCGGCAGCCGGGAUGCCCAACCCUUGCAUGGGGCCGCCGGUGGGGGGUGGGGAGGAGAAAUACCUUAAACCUGAACCAAAGCAACUUGAAGGUGUCGGCAAAGAGCACUUAGAGAAAAGCAGGAGGGGGACACAGAGGGUCGACUGGAUUUCUCGACCCAACAGAAGCCCAAGUCCUCACUACAAAGAUGUGAGCAAGCCGACGGAUGUAGCAACCAACGUACCCUUCCGGGGACAGGCUGUGCGUGAAGUGCCUCCUCCGCUGACUCCGACGGUGUUCAGGAAGUCUCUGAACCCUGUCCUCAGCAAGUCCAAAACUCUCGAGACCCCCUUGUCCCACAGGAGGGGGCUGGGGGUCGACUCGGACGCGGGUGAGAUGGGUGCGCUCAGCGCAGCUGAGUGGACCAUCCCAAAGCCAGCUCUGCAGCUCAGCACCGACCUCGCCAUCGGCAAGCAGUCGUGGACGGUGAAUUCUGAGGAUUCGGUGGAGAGGAUCCCGCUGAUGUCCCUGGAGCCCACUCCCUGCAGCUCCUAUGAUGUGGAGAUGAGGCCCUAUGUGUGCAGCGUGCUGGUGGAGGAGCAGGGCAAAGAGGAGCUGGGUCCUGAGGAGGAUCCCACGGUGUACACGUGCAUCGAGUGCAGCAUCUACUUCAAGAAGAAGGAGCACCUGAUGGAUCACAUGCUCCAGCACAACCGCGGGCCAGGGAGGGACCAAGAUGGGGAUGCUCUCGGAGGGCAGUGCCAGUUCUGCUGCAAUGAGUGCGGGUGGGCCUUCGGGGACCUCGCGUCCCUGGAGCAGCACAAAAGGCUCCACCAGGAAUCCAGGGAAAAAAUCAUCGAGGAGAUCCAGAAGCUGAACGAGUUCCCGGAUGAAGGUCGGGAAGCCCGGCUGCAGUGCCCCAAGUGCGUCUUUGGCACCAACUCCUCCAAGAUCUUCGUGCAGCACGCCAAGAUGCACGUCAAGGAGAGGAAGGACCAAGGAGCGAAGAGCCUGAAUCUCUACGGGAGCGGAGAGCUGCAGGAUAGCCCCGUGCACAGCAUGUACAAACACUUCAAACCCAAUGAGCACCUGGCCCUGCAAGUGCAGGCGCCUCCACACGGCAAAGGGCUCAGCACCUGCGUGCUCUGCAGCUUCCCGGCACCCAACGAGAACAUCCUCAAAGAGCACAUGAAAUACGCCCAUUCCCACCUCUCCUGGGAUGCAGAGGUGUACGAGGAGGAUCCCAACCAACCGGGAACCAGCAGGGAUGCCUACAGCCCCGCCAGGACAGGCUGCUUUGCAGAGACUGAUUAUUUUGGCAAAGCAGACCAGCUCUUCCCUCCGCCCCACCGAGAAAGCGCGUCGCAUUACGACGUGCACAGUUUCACCGUCGAUCACCCACGACUCAACAAAAGCAACGGGGGCAGCAAAAAGGACUACGUGACGUCGGGGUUCCAUGCCAGGAAAGCGGCCCCGUACGCUGCCCGCCACAAAAACCUGGGGCUCUCCUCCACAAAGGCUUAUUCGCAGUUUGCUCUGCAGCACCUGAAAAAAAAAACAGCAGCUCAGCAGCUCGAAGCCGAAGGCGAUGGUCUGAGGAGUCACUCAACUGGACUGGAGGAGGUCAGGCACAAAUGGAUGUUUAUCAACGAGGUGGGGGGCGUGGAAGGGGAGUUUUCCAUGGCCGCGGACACGGACUUGAUGGAGCACAGAGUCACCAAACCCGUCACCAUCCCUCAAGCUGCUUUGGACCUCAAGAGGACGUACAGAGACACGCUGAGAGCCACGGACCCUUUGAUUGCCUCCGAAGAGCAGCAGCAGCAGCUGCGGAUGAUGGUGCCCAUCGUUCUGCUGGAGGAGGUCAACCCACACCCCAAAGCAAAGAAGCGGCCCCGGGCAAAGCCCUACAAGAAGAAAACAGCAUUCCCGUCGCGGGAGUUCAUGAUGGAAGAGCCUCUUCCCUUGGAUGUGCUCCUGUUGGACUCUCCUUUAGAGUUUGAUGACUUUUUGGACUCCGACUCGCCCAUGUUGAAAAACGAGGAGAGGAAGUGCCCGUACUGCCCGGAUCGGUUCCACAACGGCAUUGGGCUGGCGAACCACGUGCGGGGCCACCUCAACCGUGUUGGGGUGAGCUACAACGUCCGGCAUUUCAUCUCGGCGGAAGAAGUGAAAGCUAUUGAGCAAAAAUUUUCCUUCCAAAAGAAGAAGAAAAAAGGUAUUGCAAACUUUGACCCGAGCACGUUCAGCCUGAUGCGAUGCGAGUUCUGCGGGGCCGGCUUCGACACGCGCGCCGGGCUCUCCAGCCACGCCAGGGCCCACCUGAGAGACUUUGGUAUUACCAACUGGGAGCUCACCAUCUCGCCCAUCAACAUCCUCAAGGAGCUGUUGGCCAACUCGGCGGAGUACCCCAUGCUGCAGGCGGCGGUGGGAGCGGAGCCCUCGUCCCCGGGCCGAGAGCCGCACGGCUUCGUGCCCCGCAAGAGCAUGACCCCCAUCUCCGAGUGCAGCAUUCCACGCUCUCCUCUGUCCCCAUUCCCCCCAUCCUGGGGAGAUGAGUCCUUGCAGUCCUACAGAGACGUUCUGGCCCCAGAGGAGGAGGAGGUGGUGGCCAUGGAGGUGGGUUCCCCCCCACCUCCCCCUCCACCACCGCUGCCCAAGAAGAGCUCAGCCCCGGGGCAGUCGGAGCCGCCCGCCCGCAUAGGGACCAAGCUGUGCGCCGAGCCGCCCGGCAGCAAAGCAGAUCCACACGACCCCAAAACCCAGAACCUGACGACGUGCGAGGUGUGCGGCGCCUGCUUCGAAACCCGCAAAGGGCUCUCCAGCCACGCGCGCUCCCACCUGCGGCAGCUCGGCGUGGCCGAGUCGGAGAGCAGCGGGGCCCCCAUCGAUUUGCUCUACGAACUGAUGAAGCAGAAGGGCAAACCCGAUGGGCACCCCAUGGUUUCUCCCACCCUCGGCAAAAAAUCUGCCUCUCCCAAGGACGGCAUCGCCGGUUCCCCGCGUCCCGCGCUGCUGGCGCUCGGCAAAGGCGGUGAGCGCUCGCUGGAUGGCCCCAUCAACAAAGCCAUCAAAUCCCCGCCGGGAUUCUCCAAGAGCCUCUCGCAGCCCGGAUCCCCCAUCCUCAAGAAGGUGCCCCCCGUGCUCUCUGGGUCCCCCUCUCCAAAAAACCCCGAGGAGAAGAGCUCGAAGCUGUCGCUCAGCCCUCUGCAGAGCUCCCCAAAGGCGCAGUGGCCACAGGCAGAUGAGGAAGGACCUCUCAAUUUGACCGCCGGGGGGGAGCCGGUGCGGGACAUCCGCUGUGAGUUCUGCGGGGAGUUCUUUGAGAACCGCAAGGGUCUGUCGAGCCACGCGCGCUCCCACCUGCGCCAGAUGGGGGUGACGGAGUGGUACGUCAACGGCUCCCCCAUCGACACGCUGCGCGAGAUCCUCAAGCGCCGAACUCACCCGCGGAGCGGAGCUUCCAACCCCAUGGGCCCCGGGCACAAAGCCAUGGCCAAGACCCUCCUGGCGGCCAUGGGACCCCUGGAGCCGCGGGGUCCCGGCGAGCUCCACAUCCCGACUCUGCCCAAGAAGGUCCAGCAGCCCGGCAGUCCCCUGGGCCACUCUCCUACCUCGUCCCCGCCUCCCACUGCCCGGAAGAUGUUUCCAGGCCUCUCUCCUCCCUCCUUGCAGAAGAAGCUCAAACACGACCAGAUGAGAGUGGAAAUCAAGCGUGAGAUGAUGACCGGGGGUCUCCACGGGGAGCCCCAUCCCUCCGACCAGGCUUGGCCGCCGCUGGAGGAGAUGUCACCCUUGAACCUCUCCUCCCGAGCCGACCCGGUGCGGGACAUCCGCUGUGAGUUCUGCGGGGAGUUCUUUGAGAACCGCAAGGGUCUGUCGAGCCACGCGCGCUCCCACCUGCGCCAGAUGGGGGUGACGGAGUGGUCGGUGAACGGCUCCCCCAUCGACACGCUGCGCGAGAUCCUCAAGAAGAAAUCGAAGCCCUGCGUCAUCAAGAAGGAGCCCCACACCUCCAUCAUCGAAACCCCCAAAGGCUUCGGGGAGGAGGGGAUGGACCCCAAGCCCUCUGGAAAAGUGCUGCAGGCCAUGGCCCUGCCUCCACUGGGCGGGAGGACGGGGAAACCCGGCGGCUCCAGCAUCGGCCGCGAGCUCUCGCUGUCGCCGCUCACCGCCAAGCCCCACGGCGCCUUCCUGACACCGCUGGCCACCAAACGGCCGCUGCAGGACGACCGCCUGGGUCCCCACCCAGAGGUGAAGCACAAGGCCUACAUCCAGACCGAGCUGCCCUUCAAAACCAAGUCCGUGCACGACAAGCCCACGCACACAUCCACCGAAGCGUGCUGCGAGCUCUGCGGCCUCUACUUCGAGAACCGCAAGGCUCUGGCCAGCCACGCGCGGGCGCACCUGCGGCAGUUUGGCGUCACCGAGUGGUGCGUCAACGGCUCGCCCAUCGAGACGCUCAGCGAAUGGAUCCGGCACCGGCCGCAGAAAGCCGGCGCGUAUCGCAGCUACAUCCAGGGCGGCCGACCCUUCACUAAGAAAUUUCGGAAUUCGUCGCACGCCCGAGAUCACGACGGAGCGCGGAGGGUGCCGCUGAGCCUGCAGCACGGCGGCAUGGCGCUGCUGAGCAAAGGGCUGGCGGCGGAGCUGGCGCACGGAGAGCCCUGCAAGAUCCUGGACGGCACCGGCGAGCGGCCCGUGGUCACCUCGCCGCUCUCGCUGGUGAAGAUGGAAGAGCAUCAGCGCUCGAAUUUCCACAAGUUUGAGCGGAGGCAGGCAAGGCCCCUGGACCCCUCCCUGCACCGGGAGGAGGAGGGGGCCGACUUCCAGCAGAAGAUGGAGGAGACCCGCCAGCCCCCACCCAGGAUGAGGCCGGUGCCCUCGCUGGUCCCCCGCCCGCCGCAGACCUCCCUGGUGAAGUUUGUGGGUAACAUCUACACCCUCAAGUGCAGGUUCUGUGAGGUGGAGUUCCAGGGCCCCCUCUCCAUCCAGGAGGAGUGGGUGCGACACCUCCAGCGACACAUCCUGGAAAUGAAUUUCUCCAAAGCAGACCCCCUGCGGGGGGACGCCCCGGCCCCCGAGCCCCCCGCCGUGGCCGAGGCUCAGUAACGGAGCCCCCCACCCCAGGGCGACGGAGCCGAACCGGGGCACCCUCCGCCCCCCACCCCGUGCCUGCGCCUCCCCCACGGAGCAACCUCAGCCCACCCCCCCCCCACUACCCCAACGCCGGGCUGGAUGGGGGGCACCCGGCCGCAAGCACUACAAGGAUCAAACCCCCCCCUCCGGUCCUCCCUCCCCAGGGGGGGGGGGAUGGUGGCACUCGAGGACGGGGCAGGGGACAACGGUGGCACCGCGUGUGCCUCCCCCCCCCACCCCCGACACGGCGGGUCCGGUUCAGCCCAAAGAGGCGGGAGCUGCAUUGGCUUCCACCGGUUCAGGGACGCGGGGAGCGAGCGCCGUGCGUUUGUCUGUGGCCCGAGAGUUGCUGUAUAUUCGAUCCCUGCAGGCAGCGCCGCCCAUCGUUCCCGGCGCUGUCGGAGCCCGUUGCUCCGGGGUUGCAUGUUGCCCCGCUCCCCCUUCCCAAAGGAAAACACUUGGCUCCCCGUCACCCCCCCCCGACCCCCGAUUUCCAGUGGGACCGUGGGCUGCGGUGAUGCUGGGGGGGUCCCGGGGUGGGGGAGGGGGAUCUGCGGAGCCGCACGUCCCCCUCCCCCCCCCGCUCCUCCUCACUGUUGCUAUAUUUUUGUUUGUUUUUUUUGUUGUUUUGUUUUUUCCCCCCCCCUUGUCUAGCUGCAUAGACCUUCGACUUUUUUAACUCUAGUUUUGUGUAGAAAAUUUAAGGAGCAUUCAUUUUUAUUUCGAAGUCCCGAGCCCAGCACGGCUCGGAGGGAAUUUACCUUUUAACUUUUUUCAUUGGGCAUAUUCUGGUUAUUAAUGUACCCGGGAAUAUGUACAUUAGAUUAAACUUCUGGAAACAA